GAACACAGAGAAUUUCUACCACAUUAUAUAUCUUCCUCAAGUUUUUCCAAACCGAAAUAUUAGGAAAAUCCAAGAGGUUUUUUGUGAAUAGCUUCCCGGGAAACAUUGAAAAGCGGAGGUAGAGUAAUUCAGAAUCAAAGUCCAACUAUUUUCCUUCUUCUUCUUCCUCCUCCAAAUCUUCCUCAACACGUACUCUGUGUUGCUGUGUAUGAAAAAUAACAGAGAAAGUGAGAAACCUUCACUCUCCAGACUCCAGUGUUUAUGGUUGUGAGCUUUGAAAUAUGAGGGAGAAGCUUGAUACGUAUUCUCCCGUUGGAGUUCUUGAGGACUUCUUUAAGAGCUCAGAUUCUGAGAGCCCGACCAGAGAGCCUAAUCUGGAUUUUGAAAGCCCUCAAAAAUCAAAGGCGAAUUCCAGGUGGCAUGGACUUGUUCAAUUGCUGAGAACCAAAUCCAAGAGGUCUUUGGCUCCAAUGCAUCCUCUGUUGAAACUCUCGAAGAAAAUGAGCAGCAGUAUGAGGGAGAUUAUAACGCCAAAACUUGUAUCAGAUUCCGAAUACCCUUUCAAGUCACCAUGGAAAAACUUUUCCAUUCAUGAGCUCCAAGCUGCAACGAAGAAUUUCAGCCAAGAAAAUAUGAUUGGAAAGGGAGGUUAUGCUGAGGUUUACAAGGGUUGUUUAGCAAAUGGACAAUUUGUGGCAAUCAAACGGCUAACCAGGGGAACGCCGGAGGAGAUUACCGGCGACUUUUUGUCGGAGAUUGGAAUCAUGGCACAUGUGAAUCAUCCCAAUACUGCAAAGUUGAUUGGUUAUGGUGUUGAAGGAGGGAUGCACUUGGUUCUUGAAUUGUCUCCACAAGGAAGCUUAGCUUCUGUGCUUUAUGGUUCAAAGGUGAAGCUUGAAUGGGGGGUCAGGUACAAAAUUGCAUUAGGUGCAGCUAAGGGUUUACAAUAUCUUCAUGAGGGUUGUCUGAGAAGGAUCAUCCACAGAGAUAUUAAGGCUGCAAAUAUUUUGCUCACCGAGGAAUUUGAGGCCAAGAUCUGUGACUUUGGUCUUGCAAAGUGGCUGCCAGAGAGUUGGACUCACCACACUAUUUCAAAAUUUGAAGGCACAUUUGGCUACCUCGCUCCUGAGUUCUUACUGCACGGUAUAGUAGAUGAGAAAACCGAUGUUUUUGCCUUUGGUGUGCUGCUGUUGGAACUAGUCACCGGGCGCCGAGCUCUAGAUUACUCCCAACAAAGCCUUGUGUUAUGGGCAAAACCUUUGCUGAAGAAGAAUGAUAUCAGAGAAUUAGUCGAUCCUUCUCUAGCCAAUGACUACAACCCUCAACAGAUGAAUCUUGUUUUGUUGGCUGCUUCCUUGUGCAUACAACGAUCCUCAAUACGACGGCCUAGUAUGAAUCAGGUGUUACUACUUUUGAAUGGCGAUCUUUGCUGCUUGAAGUACAUGAAGAAAAGCCGAAUGCCAUUUUUCCGAAAGGCAUUUCGAGAAGACAUCGUCAACAACAUUGAAGACCCUUAACACGCAAACAGAUAACUAAAGAUCAGCAUGAUCACAACGAAAAGGGAAUCAAUGUGUUCCCAACCUGUGUACAUUUCUUAUACGAGUUUCAGAGAACAAAAAGGAAAUGUUGUUUUCCAAUCCUUGUACAGACUCCAAUACAAAAUUACAAUCAAAGAAAUGAAUACGACUGAUAAAUGAUGGGCAAGGCAAGGAAGCAGGGUGCACGUACUGCACUAAAUGCAGAGAAUCAUCAACAUUAAACAGAGUCGUUUCGGCAAACUCUUGUUCUGACGUUGACGGUGGCACACGAAUCGAGACUGAUGCCGUGAAUCAACCAAAGUCGUCAGCUUCUCUGAUCUCUGACGCCAACGCCCUUCUGUACUUCCGUUACCUUUAUCCAAAUGCACAGUCAUUGUCGAUCAUUUGUAAUUUUGUAUGCGUUAUCUUUUACCAUUUUAUUUCUUCAGUUUUUGUGGUUGAGAGUUUAAUCACCCAUGUAAAUGUCUUAAAGCCAUGUCAUCUAUGAGACUAUGAUCCUUUUAGAUGGAUUAUAUAAUUUCAUUACCUGAUAGCCCCAGCUGCUGAAGUUAAGUUAGUCGAUCUUAAUUACAAAUGA
Messenger RNA from Fragaria vesca subsp. vesca, 2115 nucleotides. Its product is annotated as receptor-like cytosolic serine/threonine-protein kinase RBK2-like. The record is from RefSeq and is a predicted model, not a curated record. The coding region runs from base 282 to 1517 and encodes 411 amino acids. The transcript has 9 exons. Lineage: Eukaryota; Viridiplantae; Streptophyta; Magnoliopsida; Rosales; Rosaceae. Gene Ontology annotation, molecular function: protein kinase activity; ATP binding. Gene Ontology annotation, biological process: protein phosphorylation.